This is a messenger RNA of Morone saxatilis (striped sea-bass), 1858 nucleotides long. RefSeq names its product 3-hydroxybutyrate dehydrogenase, type 1 (gene bdh1). The transcript has 5 exons. The coding region runs from base 724 to 1809 and encodes 361 amino acids. Gene Ontology annotation, molecular function: oxidoreductase activity. Lineage: Eukaryota; Metazoa; Chordata; Actinopteri; Moronidae. The record is from RefSeq and is a predicted model, not a curated record.
AGUUACCCAGCACUACAUUAACAUUAUCACACAAUUAUUACAUAGGUUACUACUUUACCAGCACAAUCAAUAACUGUAAUCCAAUAAUGCCACACAUUGUUUGUGUGUGUGUGUGUGUGUGUGUGUGGAAAGUACCGAGCUAACUACCUUAUUUUAGUUAUUUUCCCAUUGGACCAUGCCUCACACAGCUGACAGAGGUUGCGAAACGUCUUCAAACCCAAGAAGAAGAAGGCAAGAAGUUUCACUCCUGGCUACCUCCGAUUUCGCUUCAACCCCCGUUGCACUUUAAUGAAGUCUCUCCAUUUCUGGGAACUCAAUGUAUUUUAAGCACACCUCUUGUAUUGCACUUUUUAUGGAACGUUACAAUAGAACGUUAGAAUGGAACGUUAAAAUAGAACGUUACGGAUGAACAUUAUAAAUUCGAAUAACCGUUAAGAGCUAGAGAGCUACUUAGCUUAACGUUAACGGUUCCAAGCUUUAGUUUUAGAAGAACAAAAACACGAAUAACGGGGUGAUUUAGCGGACAUAAAGUUACAUAAACACCAACCGAACCCGUACAAGCGUUUCUAACGGUUAUUUCUCAAAAACGAACGUGCCAUUCUUCCGUUAUCUUGAGAGCAGCCGGGUGAUUCUUUUUUUGGUCAUCGGAACCGGGGGGCGUGUCGUGACCCCGCGGUGGGUGAUGCCGAUCUCCGAGGAAAGUAAACACACCAUUCCGCCAAGAUGGCUCCGCUCUCCCUGUUCCGAGUGGCACUCCUGGUGUCAUUUUCAGUGUUUCUGACGGUGGUGUUGGGUUUGGGGCUGCCUGCCCUGCUGAACGCAGCCAUGAAGAUGGUGGGACUACCGGAGACCAGUGUCACCGAGUGCAUAGUUGUGCUGUAUUUACUUUUUGUGCUGUAUAUUGCGACACCUCGAAUUCCCAGAGGACUGGUGGAGGUGAAGGGGAAAGCUGUGUUUGUUACAGGUUGUGACACUGGAUUUGGUCAUGCACUUGCCAAGCAUCUGCACAAGCUUGGAUUCACGGUGUUUGCUGGAUGUCUUCUGAAGGAUACAGGUGGAGAGGGUGCAAAGGAACUGGAGGAAUUUCAUUCAGAUCGCAUGAAGGUAGUCCAGCUGGAUGUGUGCAGCGAGCAGCAGGUGAACCAGGCUGUGGAGUAUAUCAAAGACAACCUAGCUGACUCAGAGAGAGGUCUGUGGGCUGUUGUGAACAACGCUGGUUUGUCAACGUUUGGAGAAGUAGAGUUUACUACCAUGGACACCUACAAGCAGGUGUCAGAGGUCAACCUGUGGGGCACUAUCCGGGUCACCAAAGCUGUUCUGCCAUUGAUCCGCAGGGCCAAAGGCCGCGUUGUGAACCUGGCCAGCAUGUACGGGAGGAUGGGAAAUGUGUUGCGGUCGCCUUACUGUGUAUCAAAAUACGGCGUGGAAGCUUUUUCUGAUUGCCUUCGCUAUGAGAUGAAGGCCUGGGGAGUAAAAGUGUCCAUAAUUGAACCGGGGAACUUCAUCGUGGCCACCGGCAUUCUGACCCGUGACAUUGUGGCCAGCACGGCCAAUAAGCUGUGGAACGAGGCACCCUCGCACGUGAAGGAGGAUUACGGGAAGGCCCACUUUGAGCAACAAAUGGCUCUGAUGCGCUCCUAUUGCAACAGCGGGCAGAAGGAGGUGGCCCCGGUUCUGGAUGACAUCACUGACGCCAUCAUGUCCAAGCGUCCUUACACGCGAUACAACCCCAUGGAGCCGCACUGGUGGAUCAGAGUGCAGCUGAUGACCCAUCUGCCCGGCGUCAUAUCCGACUUCCUCUAUUUCUAGAAGAGAAGGUGUUCCUGUGCUAGCUCCCUUCGUUUCACCCCCCCCCCCC